Ramularia collo-cygni is the source of this 981-nucleotide messenger RNA. RefSeq lists its product as uncharacterized. NCBI's taxonomy places the organism in Eukaryota, Fungi, Ascomycota, Dothideomycetes, Mycosphaerellales, Mycosphaerellaceae. Bases 1 to 981 code for a protein of 326 amino acids. The record is from RefSeq and is a predicted model, not a curated record. The transcript has a single exon. Gene Ontology annotation, biological process: protein phosphorylation. Gene Ontology annotation, molecular function: ATP binding; protein kinase activity.
AUGAGUCAACCUUCAUCCACCAUCAAUGAACAUCAAGACUACUUCCAGCAGAAAAACUACAUCAUAAAGCAGCUCGGCAUCGGCUCCGCUUCAAAUGUAUACGCAACAAUACCCAAAGCAGUCGCCACCAGGAUUCUCUCCCGAUAUCCCACCCAUUUKACCAAAGAGGCGACAUGCAAUAGACUUCGAGCGUCUUUACGAGCCACGAAGAUUGCGCAUCAAGACUUCAGCAACGAAGGCAAUGACUUCAAAGCGGAGAUUGAGUGUUAUCAAGAUCUCCUCCCGCGGCCACAUAUCGUCAACAUCAUUGAUUCCGACAAGCAGAGCAACAGCUGGGUUUCACUCGAACUUCUCUCCGGUGGGACACUACACACCCUAGAGAAUCAAGUCCACCAGCAAUUCAUCUCUUCAGGAGAAUCCCCUCUCCCAGUAGCUUUUGCCUGGCACUUGAUCGCAGAACUUUCCGCCGCAUUCUUAGAAUUACACCACGGCAUAGUCGCCAACAACGAAUUCCUCCCAGAAGCACUAAAAUACACCCACGGCGACAUCCAAUCCGAAAAUAUACUGUUACGUUUCCCCGGCAAAUUCAAAGACUACCCAGACAUCAUCCUCACAGAUCUAGGAAAACCCCAAUUCCUAGCCCCAGAAGACGAUUCAGAAAUUGCAGAAACCUUCUACAAAACCCAAGCCGAUGAAGUUUUCGUCGCAAUGGCUGACUUGGACAAAAUCAUGAAGGGCCUCGUGGUGCAGGAUCCGAGACUACUGAUAGCUCUACAAGCUCUGAGUCAUUUCCGCGAGCCGGGGGAUGAUGUGCAUGAUAAGAAUGAAAUGUUGCGGGAAUGUUUGCGGUAUGUGAUGAAUGCAGCUGUGGAGAGGAGGGAAGAGCUGUAUUUGCCUUUGAGGUCGGAUUUAGCGUUGGGUCGUUUGGAAGUGCUGGUGAGUAAUGAGGUUUUGGGGAGGGUUUUUUUGCAGUUGGGUUGA